AUGGUCCGUUGUCUGGUUGGGUUUUCUGUUGUGUUGGCUUGUGCCUACGCCGCUAGUCUCCCAAUCAACUUCCAACAGCUUCCCGAGCAACUCAAGGGUGAGUUAAACGCGCAUUAACAUUUGUUUUCAUAAUUAACCGCUCGUAAUUUCCGUUUUUAAUUGUAUCCCUGUUUAGAAGUAGUUCCCGAGGCCGUUACCAAGUUCUACGCUGAUCUCACCGAAGAUGACAAGAAGAUCUUGAAGGAGAUCGCCGCCAACCACGCCCAAUACGAAACCGAGGACCAGGCUUUGGAGGCCCUUAAGGGAAAGAGCGAGAAGCUGUACAACAAAGCCGUUGAACUCCGCCAACUUCUAAAGACUAAAAUCGAUUCUCUCAACACUGAAGCCAAGGCGUUCGUCGAGGAUGUAAGCUUUAAUCGCAAUUGGAUUAUGAUUCGUUUGUUCUUUUUUAAUGGUUAUUUUUUUAGAUCAUCGCCAAACUCCGCGCCCUUAAGCCCAAGACCGGUGAGAAGCCAGAUCUGAAGAAGGUCCGUGAGAUCGCCCAGACCGUCAUUACCCAAUACCAAAAACUCUCCGAGGAGGCCAAGACCAACUUGCAGGCCACUUUCCCCAACAUCACCAAGGUCGUCAAGAAUGAAAAGUUCCAGCAGAUCGCCAAAGGAUUGAUCAAGACCGAGAACUAA
This is a messenger RNA of Bursaphelenchus xylophilus (pine wood nematode), 683 nucleotides long. The record is from the annotation of a GenBank genome assembly. Lineage: Eukaryota; Metazoa; Nematoda; Chromadorea; Rhabditida; Aphelenchoididae.